AUGGUUGAGGAUAAGGAUGGUUGGGGCAAAUCACGCGAUCCCCUAUUUCAACUUUCAUUGAAGCCAACACCUCGAUCCCAGAGCCAGUCAGUACUCUACGCGCAUAAGCAACGGCAAGAGACCAGGCUCUCAAUCACUGGUGCAGAACCAAGGUUGCAAUCUGGACUCGACAUGGAUCCGUUGUCGUCUUUCUUGCGCAGCUCCCCAUCUCUUGAAGAUGUUGACUCAAAAUCGAUUGAAAUCAGCCGCGAAGUGGCCCGUAUGCAGGACGAAAUCCGUCUCCUUGCAGAAUAUAAGAACACGCGGUUGAUUGGUGUAUCCAAGAUCCCCGCUGAACUCUUGUUGAUUACAUUCGAGUUCCUCGUACUGGACCCCAUUUCACCUGCGCGGAAAGGCAUCUGGAAGCCGUACACCGACAUACUUUCCGCCACGCAGACGUGCCACUCGUGGCGUCAGACCGCGCUUGAUUCACCCCGAAUUUGGAGUUUCAUAUACGGCUCGGCUCCCUUGCCUCUUGUCAGACUGUUUUUGGAGCGCGCCAAGUCUGCACCACUGUACUUUUGGACGCCAUACGGUCGGCUGAGGGGAGUGAAUGUUCUGACGGUGCUCGAACAUCUCGGCCAUGUCAAAGAAAUCGCCCUGGAAGUCCCCUGCCAGGCCGAGUGGCUGCAGCGUAUCACCUCCACGCCAGCUCCGCAGCUCAACACUCUUUCGCUGAAAAACAACCAGUUCCAUUCUGAGUCCUCGGCUUCGUUCGAACUACCCCCGAACAUGGCAUCGACUGGACCAUUCCCCUCUCUACGACGUUUGUCGUUGGAUGGAUAUAUCUGGAAGGCUGAUGCGUCAUGUCUCCGCUCUCUUCACUCCCUGCACCUACAAUUUCCUCGUAUCCCUGGCCUUCAAUCUGAACUUCCCGAAGCUGUAGCGUUCUUUGCCUCGUUGGACAACCUUCCCCUUUUAACAUCCCUCUCCUUAAGUGGCGCCUUGUCCCCACCCAAGUCAACCCCGUUGCUUUCGAUAAGUCUUCCCCACUUGACCAAGCUAGCCGUCAUAGACCACGAUCUCUCCAUUCCCGGCAUGGCGGCGUACAUUGACAUGCCUCGUAUCGAAGAGAUGGAGCUCUUUUCUGGGGGUUCAACAGAUUCCUAUACCGCUGCCCCAAUCUUGUCCGCCAUCUAUUCUAAGCUCCUUACCCCCGCCGAAUUAUCUUCUGAGCUUACGCUCGAAAUUGGCGGCUCUCCUACCGCGCGGAUCGCAUUACGGAAGAAGGAUGCGCUCGAACUUCCGCCAUAUCUCGCGCUGACUGUCUCCGGUACAGAAGACUUAGAGACAGAACUUGCUGUCGUAACACUUCUACCACAUGCUUUGAGACCUUCCCUUCUCAUUUUCGCCUCAGAGGUUGAAGAGCACGAUAAUGAUCCUUGGAUUAUCCCUCAGCGAAAUCUUUUACGAAGACUAGUUGACGUGACAGAGGUCCGCGUUGAUUUCCUGAUCGACCUCUUGCUCAUCCUGCGCGACACCCCUCCGCAACCCGGACCUAUGUCACUUCCAUCCAUAAAAAAGGUGGUUGUCCGCCUCAGUCCUAAGGACCUGGCGCCCAUGUUCAAGGCGCUGCUGAAAGCCCGAAAGGCAGUGAACGCCGCGAUCGAGACCUGCGUUCUGCAUGAUUGCAAUUUGUCACCUAGCAGUAUCGACGAGUUGAAAGGUCUUAUUCCUCGUUUAGAAGUGCAUCGCACUCACGCCGAGGGUACAUAG
Messenger RNA from Pleurotus ostreatus (oyster mushroom), 1755 nucleotides. RefSeq lists its product as uncharacterized. The transcript has 2 exons. NCBI's taxonomy places the organism in Eukaryota, Fungi, Basidiomycota, Agaricomycetes, Agaricales, Pleurotaceae. The record is from RefSeq and is a predicted model, not a curated record. Bases 1 to 1755 code for a protein of 584 amino acids.